Molecule: messenger RNA, 4424 nt
Organism: Pocillopora meandrina
Lineage: Eukaryota; Metazoa; Cnidaria; Anthozoa; Scleractinia; Pocilloporidae
Source: the annotation of a GenBank genome assembly
AGCCUUCUUGAUUAUAGAAAUGAUGCCAGCAAUGUUCAAAACUAAAGUGAAUCCACAAGGGGCAGUCAAGUGGUUUCAAGGCAAGUAGUAUUUCUUUAAGAGUAUAAAAGGGGGGUGGGGGGUGGGUUUGCAUAGAGUAUAGACAAGGGACUGUAGAAAAUUGACUGCCAAUAGCAGCCAAUGAGUGUGUGGGUGUGCGUGUGUGUUUCUUGUACGAGUCGGUGAUAAAUAUGCUAUUUACUGGCCGGGAAGUCCGAAUUGGGUAAGAUUGUGCCCAAGGUCCUGAGCACCGGUAUUUUAAACAGAGUGUACAGUUUUUCCCAAUACGGACCGACCUAGGCUGAUGACCAACAGUUUUUCCGUACACUCAACGAAAUGUUUUCCAAAAGAACCCUAAUGAGUAAGUGCUGUAAUUACGGCAAGAUCCUCCGUGAACUGAACAAAUUUUGAGCGAGUAAAGUUGAAACAGACUGAGGUAAUGCAAAUUAAAGAGAGGCUUCACCGAAAUAUUUUUAUUUGUGUAUUGAAAAAAGUGAUUUAAAAGGCUUCUAUAAACAAACUUUGAAACAUUUGUUUCACAAGUAUCUGUCACAAUCUGACACCUGUCAAUUAGAGGGCGCGUAAGAAAAAAGGACAACAACAACAACAACGGCGCUGGUUUGGCAAAUAAACUUACGUGAAAGUAAUUGUAAUUAAAUUUAAAACUAUAUUUUGAAGUUAUGGGAGUUUGCUCGUUUGUUUAGUGCAAUCACGCGAGUAACUCUGGUCUUUCAUCAAAAGGGGAAUUUUAAUGCAGCUUUUUAUUGCUGAAUUCCUUCGUUUUCUGUUGUGAAAUUACAGAAGCGACUGUCCGAUUUGAACGGACUUACAACGACUUACCGAAAGCGUAUUUAAAGUAUAGAAGACUUCGCUCACUGGUUUUUAAUGAACAACUUGUUUGAGAGAUUCAGAUAUAUGAUAAAUAAAAUUUCCACUAAUAAUUUCAAUUAUAAAGAAAUACCUCACCUUUUAACUUUCUGAGCUUCUUCUACUGAAGGUUUAGGUUAGUCACAAAUGGUUUUUAGGCCGCGUGUCAACCCAUUUAAUGACAUACUUGCUACCAAAAUUCAUUUAAAAACCAAAAUUUUGGCUAGCAACCAGAGUGAUUUGAGAGAGAGACAUUGAGGAUCAACAAGUUGUUAAUCGGCUUGAUUUUCUGUCAAAUAAUUUGCUUAAAAAUACUGCCCAGCUGGCAAAACGAAAUGUAUUUACGAAAAAUAGCAACAAAGUUAGGCAUGUAGUGCGGGGCUUGCGCAAGCGAUACCGUAACAGUGGGCAGAGAUAGGAAAAUCCGGAUCGCACUAAUGGCCAGUAAGAUUACAGGAUUCGUUACUGCGCCCUCUGAGAAAGACAAAAAAUAAAUACAGUUCUUUCCAGAAAGGCUGUCGGAAGAAAGCAUGUCGGAAGUGCAAGGGAUAACCCCGAAAGGUAUUGCGGGUAGCUUUUAUGUCAUGGUAAGACUUGACCUCAGGAUUUCGGGGAAGGCUAAGAAAAUGUUAAUUUAAGGACGAGGCAUCAUGGGUUUGAUUAACCUAUUUUAUUUAAAACACUGAAUUUAAAUUCUAAACUGUAUGAAAACGAAAAAAAGAACAAACUAACACUAAUUAAUUUAUCUUUACUUUUUAUGUCCGUAUUAAUUACCGUUACCCAGAUAAUCUUUUGAGGUUGUCGCGUGCACUUUAAAUUUUUGCUCUUUUUUCCGACAAACUUUCCGGUAACAACUUUAUAAGGUUAACUGUGUAUCUCCAGUUGGACAUUUAUGAUAACUUGCAUUCACAUUUAAUUUACGUUUUUUCUAAGUCUGUUCAGGUGGGAGAGGAAGAAAGAAGUGUAGGGGGCGGGGGAGGUGCAGCUCAACGAGGAAAUAAUUGAUAUUAUAAAAUAAUUCAAAUAGUACGCGCGCUCUGAUUGGCCAUAAAACCAUUUUACAUAAGCGUACGUAAACACGGUUUUCGUUCCUCUUUCAUUAGUUAUUUUAUAAAAGAAAUGUAAAAUGGUUUCCGUGUUUACAUAGCCUGAUGUAAACACGCGGGAGGUUGGGAGAACACGAGAUAAGCGUAGGGAAACCACGACGCGAAGCGGAGUGGUUUCCAGCUUAUCGACAUCAGGCUAUGUAAACACGGAAACCAUUUUACAUUUCUUCAUUCAAAAACUCAACUACCAAAAUUACAUAAAUUCUCGAACUUUAACUACAUAGUAAGAGAAAAAAGAUUCUUCCCCUUCCUUGUUAAUGUUUUCUUACUGUUUCACAUUGAUUUACCAAGACAUGUUUUUCGCGCACAAAUAACUCCUAAAAAAAAACAUUGAACAAGAUGAAAGGGGCAGUAAGAGAAGUAGAUUGAAAUUUUUCAUUCAGUUUAGGUAAUUAAGUUUGCGAUUUCUUUCGCACUUUGUCAGAUAAUCAAAGCUCCCCGGUUGGGAUCUCUAUUCCCUGUAAAUUACUCUUCAUCCCAUGCUUGUUAUUAAACUAGUAACGUCUCUGGCAAGGAUCCUCUCUUGCUUUGGCUAUUCGAUAACCAUAUCUAAAUAAUCAAUUUAUUCCAAUUGUAUUCUUCAGCUCAACACCUUGAUACUCGUACGAGUCAUAAAGGAGAUGACCAAUUUGUUGCAGCCAAAUGGGGAAGACAACCAUUUUCAGCAAAUACGGUAAGAUUCACAACAUAAAACUAAAACAAAAUAGUGGAAGAGGCAGCCAUGUCCUCCUGUGGGGCUCUAUUCGCCUAACUUCCUCAUUCCUUAAUCAGUAAGGCCUUACUAUAUCUAAAAAUGAAAAUUCACUGUCAAAGGAAAAUAAAUGAAUAUUUUCUUUUAACUCCUAGAAUGGGCAUCAAAGCAUGCGUAGGGAUGAUUCCCCUGCUGGGUGUCGCGUGGCUAUUCGGUCUCCUCUCGCCUGUACAUAAAGCUUUCGCUUACAUCUUCACCAUACGUAACUCUUCUCAGGUCAGUGUUCGAUGGUAACUCUCAAAAUUAUUCAAUCUCUAUCAUUAUUUUACUUUCUAACCAAGUAAAACACCAUUACGAUGGUCACAUGAUUUUUUUUUGAAAUUUAAAACAAAAAUGCUGUUAACUAUGCAAGAGAAGACAGACUUCUUUUUCAAUUAUAUAAUAUGCAAUUUUCCUUCCCUCUUGGAAAUCUUAAUAGGUACUUUGUCUAAUUUGUUCGCAUAUUGUAAAAAUUAAUGAUCUUGAAAUCAUGUUUAUGCUGCAGGGUUUCCUGAUUUUCACUCUACACUGCAUGCAAAACACUCAGGUAAGAAAAAUAAACAAACUAAUUGUUAACUCCAUAUCAUCAAGUUUUAGUGUUUCGAUAGAUAUCCGAGUACUAGUGCUAAGAACCGUGUUUCGCGUCGUUCGUCUAUCUGCAGAUCAGAGAGCGUUUCACAAGAAAGAUGAACAUCGUUUUUCGAUCUUCUAUAAAGAACAACUAUACAAGGAAGAGCUCACAGGCCCAGUGAGGUUGGGGAUGUAUGGGCAGUUGAAAUGCAGUCUUGUGCUCAGUGUUAAUCGAAAUCGCACCUAGCUUAAAUAACUGGAUCCAGCCAGCCGGAAAUGACAAUGAAUUACUAAGUGCAAUCACUUAGUUAACAGCAAUAAGUCGGUUACGAUCGAUCUGACUUGCGAUCUGCAGGUAAAAAGAGGUUUUUCUUUUCAUAAUUGUUUAAGCACUCAACUAACUGUAAUUGUAAUCUAUCUUCGUUACGAUAACAAGUUUAUUUUCUAGGCGAUAGUAUACUUGUAGGCAAGAUUCAUCGAAAUAAACAAAUCUAUAAAUUCAAAUUUCUAGUAGCUUAGUAUCUUGAUGACUUUCCUUCGAGUAAGACCACAGUCCGCUACAGACAAGGCGGGAAUUUUAAGCCAAGAUAUCACGAAUUGUCUUUCUUGAAGAAGCACUCUAGCCGCAGCUUUAAUUGAAUGUAUUUAUCUUUCGAUUCUUGCUCGCUAAAUUUCUGCGCUCACUGCAUGAUUAUUUCAUAUUCGACGUUUCACUUAUUGAGUUUACAAACUUCUCACCAAACACUGUUAUUACUUUAAAUAAUAAGCUAUGGAUAAUAACUGAAACUAUAGGUUUCUAGAAAUUUCGAGAAUGCCUAGUCAUACGAAAAUGCAUACCAAGGGACUUUCUGGAGUAUUUUACUAGGUUACUUAGUUAUGAUGUAACAGUAACAUCGAGAGAGACCGAAAGAGAGCUACCGUAGAAGAUUGUUAAUCUCGAGUUACUUUGGAGACAACUUCGAGAUUGUGUCAGUGGUGAGCAAAGAAAUAGUUUGUGGUGGGCUUCAAUCAGGUGAUUUAAGGAUAAUUAUUCUACUUCUUCAAGAGUCAUUCCUUGGCAAGAAUAUUACAAGUUGUUUAAUAAAUUAAUUGGGUCUGUUGAUAAAUGAUGC